AUGGAACCAGACAAUGAUACAGGAAUUUCAGAGUUUCUUCUUCUGAGAUUUUCUGAGGAUCCAGAAGUGCAGCCUCUCAUAUUUGCGCUUUUCCUCUCCAUGUACCUGAUCACUGUGUUUGGAAACCUGCUCAUCAUCAUGGCCAUCAGCUCUGACUCCCACCUCCACACCCCCAUGUACUUUUUCCUGGCCAACCUGUCCUUUGUAGACAUCUGUUUCACCUCCACCACCGUCCCCAAGAUGCUGUGGAACAUCCAGACUCAGAGCAAAGUCAUAUCAUAUGAAGGCUGCAUCACACAGAUGUACUUCUUCAUAAUCUUUGGAGACUGCGAUGACUUUCUCCUGACCGUGAUGUCCUAUGACCGCUUUGUGGCCAUCUGUCACCCCCUGCACUACACGGUCAUCAUGAACCCCCGGCUCUGUGGUCUACUGGUUUUGGUGUCCUGGGUCAUCAGUGUUCUCAAUUCCUUGUUACAAAGCUUAAUGGUGUUGCGGCUGUCCUUCCAUUCAGAGGUGGAAAUCCCCCACUUUUUCUGUGAAAUCAAACAGGUCGUCGGGCAUGCCUGUUCUGAUACCUUUCUUAAUGACAUGAUGAUGACUUUUGGAAUUGUACUGCUGGGUGGUGCUCCCCUGGCUGGAAUCCUUUAUUCCUACUCUAAGAUAGUUUCCUCCAUACAUAAGAUAUCAUCAGCUCAGGGCAAGUAUAAAGCAUUUUCCACCUGUGCAUCUCACCUCUCCGUUGUCUCCUUAUUUUAUUGCACAGUCCUGGGAGUGUACCUUAGCUCUGCUGCUACCCAGAGCUCCCACGCAAGAGCUGUGGCCUCGGUGAUGUACACGGUGAUCACGCCCAUGCUGAACCCCUUCAUCUACAGCCUGAGGAACACAGACAUAAAGAGGGCUCUGAAAAGGAUCAUUAGGGUUCCAGUGAUAUAA
Molecule: messenger RNA, 933 nt
Organism: Ailuropoda melanoleuca (giant panda)
Lineage: Eukaryota; Metazoa; Chordata; Mammalia; Carnivora; Ursidae
Product: olfactory receptor 7A17-like
Exons: 1
Coding region: 1-933 (310 amino acids)
Biological process (GO): G protein-coupled receptor signaling pathway
Cellular component (GO): membrane
Molecular function (GO): olfactory receptor activity; G protein-coupled receptor activity
Source: RefSeq, a predicted model, not a curated record